CAUCCACAGAGAGACGAGCCGCAGGACGCAGCGGACCGACCGGGAUGUUCUCAGGAUAUCGAAGCGAAUGAAGAAGCUCAUAAAAAAUGAAGAAGUGAACAACCGCAUGCGGAUUUUAGAGAAGAAGAUUUGAGAGGAAAAAAAUAUUUGGCUGCUAGUGGAGAUAUUUUGCUUCAGAGACACAGAGAGAAGAGAGACAGACGCCGGCCAUGCAGCACUACGGGGUGAACGGCUACUCUCUCCACGCCAUGAACUCACUGAGCGCCAUGUACAACCUCCACCAGCAGGCGGCGCAACAAGCCCAGCACGCCCCUGACUACAGGCCCUCAGUGCACGCCCUCACUCUCGCAGAGAGACUGGCUGACAUUAUCCUUGAGGCCCGAUAUGGCUCCCAGCACCGAAAGCAGCGGCGCAGUCGGACAGCCUUCACCGCCCAGCAGCUGGAGGCCCUGGAGAAAACUUUCCAGAAGACCCACUACCCUGAUGUGGUGAUGCGUGAACGUCUGGCCAUGUGCACCAACCUGCCCGAGGCACGCGUCCAGGUCUGGUUCAAAAACCGCCGGGCCAAGUUCCGUAAGAAGCAGCGCAGCCUGCAGAAGGAGCAGCUCCAGAAGCAGAAGGAGGUGUCCGAAACUGCAGAGGGCUCUACAGAGGACUCCAAGACUGACUCCACCAGUACCACCAACACCACUGCAGUUCCUGAGGCCCGCACUCCUCCCCCUCCCUCCUCCUCUUCGUCCUGUCAGUCAGAGACAGAGAGGCUGGCAGCCACGAGGCCCCAGCCUGGAGAGAUGAGUGUGGAAGUCAACGUCACCUCCCCUGAGCCGUCGGACAGCGAGUCAGCAGCAGAAGAUAAUGCUGACAGAGAGGAGGAAAUGAGAGUGGAGUCGAGGGUGAAGAUCAGGGAGGACACGCAAGGGGACGGCAGAGCGCAGCUGGGCAGCAGCUCUCCGUCCUGUAAACAGAUGAGCCCCACAUCAGACUCUCCCCUGAGCUCCCCCCCGUUGCCGUCCUCCAGCAGCGUGACCGGCGGUCUGGCACAGAGCAACUCCUACGCUUCAUCUCCCCUCAGCCUCUUCCGGCUGCAGGAGCAGUUUCGGCAGCACAUGGCCGCCACCAACAACCUGGUUCACUACCCGUCCUUUGAAAUGAGCACGCCGUCCUCUCUGCCCUACCUGGGCAUGAACGUCAACAUGCCGUCGCCAUUGAGCUCGCUGCCCUGCCCGUCCUACUACCAGACCCUGUCGCAGGCCCAGCAGGUAUGGAACAGCCCGCUGCUGCAGGCACCAGGCAGCCUCAACAGCAAGACCACCAGCAUCGAGAACCUCCGUAUGAGGGCCAAGCAGCAUGCAGCCUCGCUGGGGUUGGACACGCUGCCCAACUGAAGCUCGGGCUGCUCAGUUCAAGUGUUCGCCCUCCAGUCAGGGCUGUACCUGUGAAUUAUGGGCCCUGUAAACAAGAGGUGACUCUGGGCCCCUCUUCACUUUCCACUUGACCUCUCACGACUGUCAGCAACUCUCCAUUAAAAACACAGACACAUCUCCAAAAACUCAACAGUGAUUUAGAUUUGAACGUCAGCAAUCCAGUUGGCUGACAUCCUUAAAAUCUGUCCAAAUUUCCAGUUUCAUGUAAUUCAACAGCUGUUUUACAUGCAGUUUUCUAGAUUUUAAAUACACCCAAUUUUCAAAACCAAAGGAGUGUGACAAACAGUAGAAACAACAUAUUUUUUGACACGCACAAAGGCCUCAAAAUAUGUUUUAGAGCAGGCACUUUAGGCGCCCUCCCUCAGUUUGGGGCCCAGGGUUGUCAACAUAACACACCUACCCCCAUUCUCCUCAUGGUCACCAUGCAGCUUACCAUCAGGAGCACGCCAGGACAUGAAGAACAACUUUUCUGGAUAGACUUAACAGAAAAUAAGAUUAUAACCAGAACUCAAUGGACUUAAUGAAAAUAAAUCCCACCUGGACUGCAGCUGUGACUGAACACUACUUUAGGCCUGUGGAUCUUUGCUUGUAUUCAACUCCUCCUGGUCAACGGCAGAAGCCAUCUCUACUAAUGCUAUCUGCUCACUAUUUCAGCCUCCUCUGUGAAGUCAGGGAAGAAAGUCUUGAGCUGAUUCCAGUACAGAUUUAAGAUAUUAGAAUAUUCUCCAAUUCAACCCCUGAACUUGAACUAUGCAUGCAUGCACCCCUCUGAAGCAUGGCUUACAGCCGCAAAACACAGAAUGAAGUCAUAUCUGAUAUCAGAAAUAAAGCUCUGAUCACUCAAUAUAAUCCCCAACUGUAUUUUUUUGUAGAUGACACAUGACAGCAUUGUUUAAAGUUACAGUACUAAGCUGAGUCCAUUGAGCGUUGUAAAUAUCCCUUAGUGUUCACCUCCAUAUGCCUGGCUAAAGAAGAAAUCCAUGUCUCCUUUUGCGUGAAGGAUUUGAGAGGAAACGUCAAUUGUGGCUUUGAGUCAAGGACCUACAGCAGCAAUGAAAUAAGGGGAGAAACUGCGGAGGAGGCACAGUGACAAAUAAAUAUGAACCCAGCCGACAUAUAUUUUUGUUAACUCGGAUGCCAGACUGAACUCGACAGUCACCACUUUUUCUGAGCCACUGGCUUCCACAGAAAGACGCACAGGCCCAUUCUCGAUGUACUAUAUCACUGUAGAUGUAUUUCUCAAUUGUUCAAAAUGUGAGUAAUUUAUCUGUUCAAUGCAAGGGAAUAAAUCACAAAUAAGAAUGA
Etheostoma spectabile (orangethroat darter) is the source of this 2729-nucleotide messenger RNA. Its product is annotated as diencephalon/mesencephalon homeobox protein 1-A. The transcript has 5 exons. Lineage: Eukaryota; Metazoa; Chordata; Actinopteri; Perciformes; Percidae. The record is from RefSeq and is a predicted model, not a curated record. Gene Ontology annotation, biological process: regulation of transcription by RNA polymerase II. The coding region runs from base 210 to 1385 and encodes 391 amino acids. Gene Ontology annotation, molecular function: RNA polymerase II transcription regulatory region sequence-specific DNA binding; DNA-binding transcription factor activity, RNA polymerase II-specific.